Pecten maximus is the source of this 2662-nucleotide messenger RNA. RefSeq lists its product as uncharacterized. The transcript is spliced from 2 exons. The record is from RefSeq and is a predicted model, not a curated record. The coding region runs from base 578 to 2263 and encodes 561 amino acids. NCBI's taxonomy places the organism in Eukaryota, Metazoa, Mollusca, Bivalvia, Pectinida, Pectinidae.
GCCAGCGAAAGGUCACAUUUGUAGUCAAAACACAUGCAUGCAAACUGCUUGUGUAUUGUGUUUCAUUGUUGUUCUUGGGCUUCAUAACUUUUGAAAGUUGUUUACUCAUUUACCAGUUCCUUUACUAGCGUCAUAUGUGAUACUACAUUGUAAAACAACAAUCACUAACAGCUGUGUCAUAACUAGCCGCCAUAUGACAGCAUCACCAGCCCUGUCACAAUAUGAAAGUUUAAAUCUGAUAAUCUUAUAUUCAGGAUCAGGGUUUCUGAUUACCCCGAUAACUACUGAACAUAAGGUUCAGUAAGCUGACAGGAUUGCUGAAUACCUUCAAGAUCAUCUUAGCUAGAAAGUGCCAUUAAAUUGUGUUGUUAAAAGAACACACAUACAAAAAAAAGAUUAGAUUAUUUUUUGGCUGUUUGCCCGAGCAUGGUAUUUGAAUAGACCACUUUCACAUUAAAGUACGCAUGCGCCGUAACCUAUACUACGACAGGGACGCUGAACGAAAUCUCGCGUGACUAUCCGUUACUUGCAUUUGAGGGGGCAAGCGAAAAAGUAUGGCAGAGGCCAGGCCUAUGUAAUGGGCGGUCAUGAUCAUUGUUCUGUGUAUGGAUGUAGUAACCGUAGAUCAAAGAAUUCAGUAGUAUCGUUUUUUAGAUUCCCUGUAAAUGCACAUCGGAGAAGAUUGUGGAAAGUUGCCAGUCAGCGUGACGAAAAAACUUUAAGAAUUACUGAGCACACGAAGGUGUGUUCAGUCCAUUUUGUCACAGGUAAACCGUCGAAAGACUCCAAACAUGUUGACUUUGUGCCUACUCUUAAACUGCACAAACGUGAGAUAAGUGCUAAAUGCAGAACAUCUUCUACCAGUAAAAAGAUCUCAGAAUGGACGACUUCAGUUGAGAAAGGACAUAGUGUAUCGGCUAAUGUUACAACACCUGGGAAAAGAUGCCGGCGGCGCCUGGCCCCAUACCAGGUACCUGACAUUGGAAGUGAAGUUCAAAUUCCGUUACCCGAGACCGCAAAACAGUUUCCAGUUCCCUUGACCGAAAUACCCGAGGAAUCCUACUUUAUUGAUAGUCAAGACCAUGCAUACAAUGCGAGCUGGACAAGUGCACAUGCACCUUAUAAUGGACAACGCCCAUCCACCAUCUGUGAAGCUGGAACACAAGUCCCAAAAAUUGUGACAUCAGAUGUAUCAUCACAGACAUGUAGCAAUGUAUUAAGUGACUCCGUUUUACUUAAGCAGAAAGAUUCAUAUAUACAAACACUCAAGAAACAUAUACACAGGCUUGAGGACCAGAUUGUAAAUCAACCCUCAUCAUUUACAGCUAAGUCCAUGUUGACAAAUGAUAAAAGUGUGCAGUUCUGGACAGGACUACCAAACAAAGGUGUUUUUGAUUCCCUGUUUCAGUACCUAAAAGGGAAAGCUCAGAAUUUGAGAUAUGAUCGUGGGAAUGUGUCGGUUUCAAAUAACAGUAGUGAUUUGAAAGUAAAACCAGGGAAAAACAGGAAAAUAAGUUUGGAAAAUGAGUUUUUUGCUGUAUUGGUGCGAUUACGUGUAAAACUUCUCCUUACGGAUAUUUCUCAACGCUUAGGCAUAUCAGAGGCCCAUUUCUCUAAAAUAUUUUCCACAUGGGUUCGCUUCCUCAGAUUGGAAUUGUCAGAACUAAUGCGGUUUCCCUCUUUGCGUGAGAUACAGCAAAAUCUACCUCCUCAGUUUUCUAGGUAUCCAAAUACUAGAGUGAUAAUUGAUUGCACUGAAAUCCAUGUUGAAAAACCAUCAUCUUUGAAAGCUCAGCGACAGACUUGGUCUAAUUACAAACAUAACAACACCUAUAAGGCACUAGUAGGAAUAACUCCAGAUGGAACUGUUUGCUUUCUUUCAAACUUAUAUGGGGGGUGUGCUUCUGACAAAAAGAUAACUAGAGAGUGUGGUAUUGUCGGUGAACUUGUUUCUGGGGACUGUGUAAUGGCUGACCGUGGCUUUGAUAUAGCGGACUUACUAAAUCCUAAAGGAGUGCAACUCAACAUUCCCCCAUUUCUCCACGCAAAGGAUGGACAGUUGACACCAGAACAAGUUGAAGAAACUCGUAGGAUUGCCGAAGUUAGAAUUCAUGUGGAAAGGGCUAUACAGAGAAUAAAAUCUUUCCAGAUUCUUCAGGGAACUAUACCACUAUCUCUCCAUGAUCUAGUAGAAGACAUAUUCUUGACAUGUGCUAUUUUAACAAUUUUUCAAACUCCCAUAAUUAAAACCAGUUGUGAUUGAAUUCAUUCAUUUAGGAAUGUUUUUUAUAUAUCUAAUGAACAAAUGAAAAUCUUGGAUGAAAUGUUAAAACUAGAAGACAUUAUAAGUGAUCCAUGAUUUGUGUGUUGCACAUCUAAAUCAAACACAAAUGUUACUUCAAAAUAAUAUUUAAUGUGAAUAUUUAGUGUUCAUAAUCAAUAUAUACAUGUACAAGGAAAUUCUAUAUAUAUAUGCAGUAAAUGUACUACCAGCAUUAUAAACUCUAAUAAUAUUUCAUAUUCUGUCAAUAUUGAUUGUCGCUAUUACAGUUACUGAGAACCAAGGUCAGGCUUUACAAUAUUCAUCAAAAUUUGAAUAUUUAUAUUAUAUCUCUGUAUGUUUUGCUGAUACUAAGCUUUGCGAAUUAUAAAUGAUUCAUAA